AUGAAAACUGCAUGUCUUGCAAACUGCACUAAGUUUGACUCAGUGCCACGGAAGCUGACUGAGAUGUUUGAGCUCCCGUGGGGCUGGGAAUUCCCCCCGGGAGCAAAAGCUAUUGUGCAAGCUGGCUGGUUCAGUCUUGCUGCAGGUCUUCUUGAGCUCUCCUUGGGAAAAUUCAGAAAUGUGCUACUUAACCAGACCAAUUCAGUGGAAGCUGUAAUCAGGAAUAUUGCAAGCAAUGUGACUGUUGUCAUUUUUCAAGUACAUGCCCAGGAAAACAACGUGGUGAUAUCAUUCGAUAAGAACCCCUCUGUGAACACCUCAGGAACGGGAGAAGACAAAGGAUUGGUUUCCAUUCUUCGGCCUCAACAGAGUGUGUGUACGUGGUACCUUCGCUCACUGAAUGCUAACCACGUGUUAAGCACAGCUAUCUCCAUUCCCUAUAUGGAAAAAGAUCCUAUUCCUGGAGGCUGCAAUCUAGAAUUUGACUUGGAAGUGGAUCCCAAUAUCUACCUAGACUAUACCUUGGUUGAUGUCCACAUCAAGUUUGCACCUGCAAACUUGGGAUAUGCCAGAGGAGCAAAUGCACCAUCCUGUGAUUCGGGGACCGGUCAGAACUCCAGAUGGCGGCUGCGUUACGACGUCUACCAGUACUUUUUACCGGAAAACGAGCUUUCCGAGAUGGUGCUCAUGAACCACAUCCGGAAGAUGUCUGAGGUUCACAGUAUCAAAGCUAAUGGCGUUAAAGUGCUUUCACUGACAACAGAUGACAAGACCAAUGUCUACUUCUCCUCACUGCCUGGGCAAGGUGUGAUCUACAAUGUAAUAGUGUGGGAUCCUCUGUGGAAUACAUCUGCUGCAUACGUACCUGUGCAUACCUAUGCCUGCAGCUUUUCUGACCUGGUGGAUAACUGCUCUUCUGUCAGCAAACUCUCUACCAAAAUAUUCUUCACUGCUCUUGCUGUUCUUGGUCUCUUCACUUGCUUUUUUGGACACAGAUUCUGGAAAACAGACUUAUUCUUCAUGGGCUUCAUAUUCACAGGAUUCUUCUUCUUUGUAUUCAUUACUAGGGUAACUGGCCUUGGUUACGAUGUGCGUCUGAUUUUGACAGCAGCAGCUGGAAUUAUUGGAGGGCUUCUCCUGGUUGCUGCCUGGUGGAGAUUUGGCUCGGUCCUACUUUGUAUGUUGAUUAUUGGGCUUGUGCUGGGAUUUCUCUUCUCCUCAGCCAUCUUCUUCACCCCACUAGGAGAUUACAAAGUCUUCCGUGAUGAUGUUGUGUUUUGGGUGACCUUUACUUGUGUGGCCUUGAUGAUUCCGGUGCUAUUUUUUGGCUGUCCAAGAAUUCUGAACAUCCUGGCCUGUGGAAUAGUUGGCUCUUACUCGGUGGUCUUGGCUGUUGCUUGUUACGUCUUCACGAGUCUCGCCUACGUCACCUUAGAGCUGCUCCGGAGAAUCCUCAACGACUCCUUCAGCAGAGCUUACACCCAUGUGCCUUUCCAAACAAACGACUUCAUCAUUCUGGCCGUGUGGGCCAUGUUGGCCGUCACUGGUGUGACUGUGCAGCUUCGCCGAGAGAGGAGUGAGGUGCCCUUCCCACCGCCGCCCUAUCUCCUCUGGAAGCGGGAAAGAGAGCGCAGAAGCACGAAUGUCCUGGACCCGAGCCACCACAUCCCUCCCCUGCGAGAGCGGAUCCACAGCAAACUCCUGCAGAUCAAAGAGGUCUUCCAGAAAGAGCAGCCAGCCGGGGAAAGAACUCCCUUGCUUCUGUAGGGAGCCGAAGAACUGUCGGACACAGAAGAAGAGUC
Messenger RNA from Tinamus guttatus (white-throated tinamou), 1802 nucleotides. The record is from RefSeq and is a predicted model, not a curated record. NCBI's taxonomy places the organism in Eukaryota, Metazoa, Chordata, Aves, Tinamiformes, Tinamidae.